GCCAGCAACAUCACUAGGUGGCACGUUAUCCUCCAUCGCGACGACGACGCAGUCCGCGUUCAGUUGAAGAUCGUGCGAGUGGCCGAUCGGUGCGUGUUCGUGCUCCGUGGUACACCCCUUUGAGGCCCAGGAAAAAAUCUAGUGAAAGAUGAAGUUGUUACCGGUAGUGCACCGGAUUCUUGUGCUCGUUGUGUGCGGUAUCGGUGUGAUCGCUGGCCAAGAGAUGACCAUUACCGAAGAGCUGGAAACCUGCAGUUUGCUCGAUCAGGGAAAGCUUGAUGUGCUGUUCGAUGGUGCCGGGGAUGAGUUUCAGGGGAAGGUGACGGUACUGUAUAAUGUGGCACCACCGAAACCGGAGCAAACGCAGCGCAUCUUCGCCAAUCGUGAUCCAAUUCACUACCACAAAAUCGAUUACCGCGAGCAGAUCGAUCUAUACUACAACCUCUUCCAGCGAUUCCACAGCCAGCAGCUUUACCGAAAUGAUGUUCGGUUUCUGCUGGCCGCCUCACUGCAUCGCGUACCGUAUGAGCUGGAGCAGUACAAUUUUACCGAGUUCUAUGGCACUGUUCGCGGGCUGGCGGGUGAGCGCAACCUGACCGUCUACCCGAAUCCCCUCACCGAGAACGGCACGUUUGCGCUGCUCGGACUGCGCGAAUUCCAGGUGUACGUGAUCGAUCGGUGCUCGCGGGUGUCGUACAUCAUUGAGCCACCCUGGAGCUUAAUUCAGUUCUCGUAUGUAAAGGCGGCCGUCUUGUCUACGUUCUACGAUCGCCCCUGCGGCAAAUGUGAGUUUGAAAACUACCUAAACUCGACCAUUUCCGACGAAGACAGGGAUUCGAAUCCGGGAGCGAAGGAUGCCAGUGUAACUACCGGGUGCAACGGACACGGCUCGUGCACGGAAGUGUCCGAGGAAUCGACUGAAAAUGCAGAGGAAGAUGAAGGUGGCAUGCAUGACAGUGAGGAGGAGGAUGAGGAUAGUUACUCGAACACCAAGGACGACGGUGAUCCGUUUGCCAAUCUAACAGUGACUGGACCGGAGCUGGUACUACCGCUACGUGUGAUACUUCCGGUGAUGCACAUUCACGUGGAAACGGGAUCGGAAGAAAGUGAGGAAGCGAAUGAGAACAAAACCGAGGAAUCUACGAAAUACCGGCUGUAUAACUAUGUGGUGUUCCGGUGGAACGACAGUAGCAACCAUCGAGAUCAUCCUAACGAUCAGGCCGAGGAUGUUGAGCUGGAGGAGGUGUCACUGGUAAAGAGUGCAAUUCCUGAUGCGGUCUCCGAAUCAAACGACACUGAAUCGAAUCACAUCCGUGUAGGAGGCACGGAAUGGCCAGUGGAGCAGUUACGUGAAAUUCUCAACACAAGCACCAUUCUGUACCAGCCGCAGCAGCAGCGUGUCUUCGAGCGUCUUCGUCGCUACAACCUGACCGCCCAGCAGCAGUACGACGAGGUGGCGGAAGUGUCGGUUGCAAAUCGCUACGCCGCCUGGCUUCGUCGUAGGACACCAGCUAAGCCGGAGCAGCAGCGAAAUAAUCGGCGAUCGCAGCUUAAGCGGCACUACGCCCGGCUACUACCGUGGCUUAACUGGACGUUUGGUAAAGCUCUACCGCCCGGGUCGGGAGCGAAUGUUAAGGUGCGCAAUUAAUUGGAGCGCGUAGAAAAUGAUCCUUGUAGUUAGUUUUAAUGUUUCGGAAAUAGAUUAUAACGUAUGCAAUAAAUGCUUACACUACGUAAACUACGCGUGGUCAUAAGACAUGACUACCACUUAUAAGUGGUAUCGGCCAUCCUGUCGUCCUAACGGUACAGUGCCGUUAACGCUGGCGCUGCAUCCCUGUCUUUGUUCUCAUGUGAUGCAAUCCAAACUUAACUGAACCAAUCCA
Anopheles aquasalis is the source of this 1883-nucleotide messenger RNA. RefSeq lists its product as uncharacterized. The record is from RefSeq and is a predicted model, not a curated record. Gene Ontology annotation, cellular component: extracellular region. Lineage: Eukaryota; Metazoa; Arthropoda; Insecta; Diptera; Culicidae. Gene Ontology annotation, biological process: selenium compound metabolic process. Gene Ontology annotation, molecular function: selenium binding.